AUGAAACAACUACUGGAGUUGUCUGUUAUGUUGGCUAUGAUAGGUGCGACCGUCUCAGCCGCCGCGAUACCUGCGCAGAAGAUUUCCUUAACACGCACCAACCGAAAUUGCGAUGGCUCACUUGCUUCUCCUACUGAAUUAACUGAAGCAUUUGGCUUUGCCAACCUCGUUAAACCGGCAUCCGGCAAAGUGGUCGCAGCGGUUGUAUUACAGGGUGCAACGCCUAGCGCUACCUAUAAGGUCCGGCUAAUUCAGGCUCCGAUGCCGUCGCCUUGCUAUGAUAUUCCCAGCACCACAUUGAUCACGGACAGCUCAGGCAAUGGGAAUGCAAACUUCCAGCAACCGGUGGAUCCGAGUGCGACAGCCGCAUUUGUUGAUCUCAACAACCUCGCCAAUCCCAACGACGACUACUUCACCACUAAUCCGAUGAAAUUUCCCCUUUCUCCUGCAGUAUAG
Aspergillus caelatus is the source of this 456-nucleotide messenger RNA. RefSeq lists its product as uncharacterized. The transcript has a single exon. Bases 1 to 456 code for a protein of 151 amino acids. NCBI's taxonomy places the organism in Eukaryota, Fungi, Ascomycota, Eurotiomycetes, Eurotiales, Aspergillaceae. The record is from RefSeq and is a predicted model, not a curated record.